AUGUGCCAACUGCGCGGUGGACAACAUUCCCUGCGAGAUGAAGACCCGAACACGGAUAUACUGCCUGCCAUAUCUGAUCCAGGGACGCAAGAGAAUCCUAUGUCCUUAGAACAAACUCCUCCAGCAACACGACUCUGCACUUCACAAAGCGAGAGCCCCCACUGGGAUACAUCUGGUCUAGCGAAAGACUGCGAACCAUCUCGUUGGGGCUCGAUGACUGAUGCCGUUCAUUUAUCGCCGGACCACUCCCAGCAAGCCCAUAAUGCUUCAUCUGCCACUUCUAGCCGAGACACUAUUGUUGUUGGACACAAUACCGAUGAAAGCGAUAUAGGUGUAGCAUUUGACGCAGAAGCUGAUGUACCAAGACAAAACGACCACCAAGAUGAAGUAGAAACACCCCCGAUUGCAAAUGCCACAUCAGCAUGGGCUGAGACUCUUGAAGAGCAUGAGAGUGAUGGUAAUCGAGUGCCUUUCUAUCCAGGUGAUAGAAGAGGACCGGCUUUCGUGAUAGAUAUCUGCAAACCCCAAAGAUCAACUGACAGCAAUCACUCUUUUGUUGCUAUGCCUUCUUUAGAGUCCCUCCAACCAGAGGAAAUCGAGUAUCUUCGAUGGAAAGGUUGCUUUUCAUUGCCUCCGCGUCCACUUCAAGAAGCCCUCAUCAAAGCGUAUUUCCAUCAUGCUCAUUCUUUUGAGCCAGUCCUGGAUCCUCAAGACUUUUUCUGUGCAUAUAGUAAAGGUCAACUUAGUUUACUACUUCUCUGGUCGGUCUUUAUGUGCGCUGCAACUUUUGUUGAAGAUAGUCUGUUCUUCGUGAACCUCUUCGAAUCUCCACUUACUUUUAAACGACACGCCUUCCAGCGUGCAAAGACACUGUACGACGCAGAUUAUGAGAAAAACAAAGUUACGUUGAUCCAGUCCGUGUUUCUUAUGGGACACUUCUACGCAGACGCCGAAGAUCGUCUGGGCCCUUGGCACUGGAACGGCAUUGCUAUUAGCCUAUCUCAUACCAUCGGUAUUCACAUGCUGACAUCUCCCGCACGAAACGGCAUUCGACCUUUAUGGCGUCGUAUCUGGUGGUGUAUUUACUACCGCGAAGUAUGGCUGUCAAUGGGCCAAGGUCGACCAAUGAGGAUAUCUCUGGAUCAUUGCUCAACUCCAAUGCCGGGAUUAUACGAUACGAGUCCCAGCUGCUCGCCAGAGUACCAACACUACGCACCCGAGGAGCUCGGCAUACUCUUUGGGAUAUGGCUAAAGUUGAUCGAGGUAACACGCAUCAUGGGAAGAAUAUUAUCACUUAACUAUACCAUAAAGGGAGCAAGGCCUUCCAGGGCCAUCAUCGAAAGAGACGAAAAUGAGAUUCGAGCCAACUGGAUUCAUGAUGGGAACAACGAUCAGAGUCCAGUGCUGGCUUCUCAUGUAUAUCAAUAUCGACUUCACACUCAGCCAUUUCUCCACGAAGCACCAGACGGAGUUCCAGAUGAUGAGCAGGACGGUUGGAAAGAGUUUGCAAAUAGCAAGCUUCGGACUGCAGCCGCUCAUGCGACUCAUGCCAUCAAUUGUAUGAUGGCAGAAGAUCUGAUUAAGUUCUCCCAAACGAUUGCUGUGCUCACGAUUAGCCCGCCAAUCCAGAUCCAUCUGCUGGAGAUGGCAUCAUCCAAGUCGUUGUCCAACAAACUGGCAAAGCACAACUUGGCCCUGUGCUUGCUGGCUCUGGAUGAGAUGCGGAAGUCUUAUGUCUCGGCAGACGCAGCGUAUAAGCUAUUCGACCGCGCCAGGAUCAUGGUGGAGAAAUCGCUUGGAGAAGAUGCAGUGGUUUCGCGAGAUCUCGUAGCCGCAGCCAACUCGUCACGAGAAGCUCAGGGGAUUGAGACUUCUGAAUGGCUCGAUGACUCUACGCCUGUGGGCCAUGAAUUUGCAUCGGUGGGCUUGUUUUCUGCCCUAUGGAUGCCAUUUGCAAACCUCAUACCAGACGAGUCUCUAGAAAGUUCAUUCUAG
Messenger RNA from Fusarium oxysporum Fo47, 1995 nucleotides. RefSeq names its product transcription factor domain-containing protein. The transcript is spliced from 7 exons. Gene Ontology annotation, biological process: DNA-templated transcription. The record is from RefSeq and is a predicted model, not a curated record. The coding region runs from base 1 to 1995 and encodes 664 amino acids. Lineage: Eukaryota; Fungi; Ascomycota; Sordariomycetes; Hypocreales; Nectriaceae. Gene Ontology annotation, molecular function: zinc ion binding; DNA binding.